AUGUACCUUGAGCCUCAAGCACAGGCGGGGUUCUGGAAUACAAGACAUCAGGAGUAUGGUUUGGCGAGGCUGCGUGUAGAUGUCCAGGAUCAAAAAGGGGGUCGAAAUCUGGGGCCAGGCUUCGGGAUGUCACGCCGGAGACCUUACACAUCGGCCCUCAUGUUGGCCUACAAUUCCACGGGCGUCGGCUUGAACCCGAUGCUCGCCACGUCACAGUCGGCACCAACUCGACUAAGCAGGGUCUCGAUCGCAUCUCUGCUCGGUGCCAACAGCCACCAGUGCCGCUUCUGCCACUUGGGCUCCCACAUGCUGCGACGUUCUACUCCACCGUAUCUCAUUGGAUCCACAUCAAACUCGGCUCCUCUUUGA
This is a messenger RNA of Moesziomyces antarcticus, 369 nucleotides long. RefSeq lists its product as uncharacterized. The record is from RefSeq and is a predicted model, not a curated record. Bases 1 to 369 code for a protein of 122 amino acids. Lineage: Eukaryota; Fungi; Basidiomycota; Ustilaginomycetes; Ustilaginales; Ustilaginaceae. The transcript has 2 exons.